This is a messenger RNA of Anthonomus grandis grandis, 12591 nucleotides long. Its product is annotated as CREB-binding protein-like. The transcript has 23 exons. The record is from RefSeq and is a predicted model, not a curated record. Gene Ontology annotation, molecular function: histone acetyltransferase activity; zinc ion binding; chromatin DNA binding. Bases 494 to 7735 code for a protein of 2413 amino acids. Gene Ontology annotation, biological process: positive regulation of transcription by RNA polymerase II. Lineage: Eukaryota; Metazoa; Arthropoda; Insecta; Coleoptera; Curculionidae. Gene Ontology annotation, cellular component: transcription regulator complex; nucleus; histone acetyltransferase complex.
GCCGCCAUGUUGCCUGUUUGAGGUCGCGUCGAAAUUAACACCAAUUCACAUCGUUUUCUAGUUGUGUGUUAUUAAAAGCGGCCUUUUUGGUCGAAAUUAGUGUUCUAAGUGUAGAUCGUGCAAUAAUUUGACUAUAGUUCGUAAAAAAACAUUAAGAAAUUAACGAUAAAUCCGCAAGUUCGUUUCUGUAAUUCUGACGGAAGAUGGUUGUUGGCCGUCACUAGUGUAGUCGACAGGCCGGACUCGUCGAAGUUCAUAAUGGCCGAUGGUUGACUUUAGUUUGGUUAAUUUGUGCCUUGUGAGAUGCAUCGACUAUCGAACAUUCGGUACAUCGAUCGUUUUCUGCUAUUUCUCCUGAUUUCCGUGGGAAAAAUAAUGUUUUCCUUCAUAUUGUAUCGAAAUAAAUAGAUCGAGCGCACUUGGAUUGGUCAGCGCAGUUUUGGGCCAGAGCUUCGGCUUUGGCUUGUAGAUCGGUGGUUAUAACUACGCUGAUAUGGCCGAUCAUCUCGUAGAUGGGCCCCCGAAUGCCAAAAGGCAAAAGUUGGACCCUUUCCCGGGUCCCUCGGACUCAUCUGCUUUCAACAACUAUGGGUUGGGAUCCACAGACUCUACUCAAGGUGGUGGUAUGUUCAAUCCAAGGAACCAGUGGAACUUUGCCCAGAAUCAAAAUGUCCUUAAUAUGUUUGAUUUGGAAAAUGACCUUCCCGAUGAACUUAUUUCAUCUUCGCCAUGGCUGACAGAUCACUCGGCCAACCAGAAGCCUCCAGCUCAAGGUCCUGGUCCAGGUGGAAUGCAAAAUGGUAUCGAGAACCCUGACCCCAACAUGAGGCAAAUUCAGAUCAAUCAUCUGAUGCAACAGGGCAACAAAGGACUAGUUGGCAAUGUUUUACUAGGACCUGGUCAAUUGGGGAGUAAAAGUCCUAACUUACAAUCACCACCUAAUGUUUCAGUUGCCAAAGGUGGAGUAGUUGAUCAAAUGAACCUUGGCAAUUUGCCUUCAAGCAUCGCUAAUGCCUCGGGUCUACAAUCUGUCGCUAAUAAUGGUAGCAGUCCACAAGUAAUGAGUUCUAUUCAGGGCCUUAAUAAUACUGCAGGAGGGAGUAUGAUAAUGACCAAUAGUAACAUAAGUUCAAUUGGAGGAAUGGGCGGGGGAGGCUUAGUUGUCAGUAGCGGGGCUGUCAACAAGCCUCAACUCACCUCACCUCCCAACUUGAUUAGUGGACAGCUUCAUCAUCCUGGGAGCCAUAAUGUGCCUCAAGGUAUGCAAAAUGGUCCCAUGAUCAAUAGGUUAGGACAUAUGCCAAGAAAUCCUCAUGGCCUUCACAUUGGCGGCCCACGACCUGCCAAUUCCAAUCUCAUUAUCGGAGGUCAAAUGAAUCAAGUAAUGCCUGGAAAUUCUCCUUAUCCAUACCCCAAUUCAAAUAUUAACCAGGGUGGUCCGCCAGUAGGUGUCGUGACGCCCCAGCAGAAACUUCCUGGCGCGAAUCCGAGGUUCGGGGCGCCGCCUACCGGCCCGGUGAUGGGCGCACCAAUGGGCGGUGACGGUAGCAUCGUUCAAACUCAGCCUCCGGCGCCUUCACCUGCCCAACCGCAAUCGGGGGCACCGAGUGUUUCUCAACCGGGUCCUCAGCAGGCCACUCAGAAUCAGCCUGGUCAGCCGGGUGCACCGCCGGCCCCUUCAACAGAUCCCGAAAAAAGAAAAUUGAUCCAGCAACAGCUGGUUCUGCUCCUCCACGCUCACAAGUGUCAGCGACGCGAGUCGACCCUCGCCAACGGGGAGUCACUGCCUUGCACACUGCCGCAUUGCAAAACGAUGAAAAACGUACUUAACCACAUGACCACUUGUAACGCGGGCAGGAGUUGCUCGGUGGCGCACUGCAGCUCCUCCCGUCAGAUCAUUAGCCACUGGAAAAACUGCCUUCGACAAGAUUGCCCCGUCUGUUUACCGCUAAAACAGCAGGCGGACAAGAGCCGGAAUAAUCCGGGAGCAAACGCGAACCAACCGCCGAAUCCACCUCAACCCCCUGCGGUUAAUCCUUCCGAAAAUCAACUGCGAAGGACCUACGAUACUCUCGGUUUGUCUUCGUCUGUGUCCGGACCGAGUCCGGGGAGCAUUUUACCGAAUUCCGCCGCGGCUCCUGCACGUGCCCCACUUUGUCUUCCUAUGAACCCUCACAAUACAAUGCAAUCGCGCGGACCUGCGGGAAUAUUAAGGCCGGGACAUCCGGGGGGACCCCAAGGAAUCGCCCCGAACGUCAGUUUGGCCCCCAACGUUAGUCUGCCCUUGGGCAGCGACCCGUCAUCAAACGUUCUCGGACCGCCUCAAGGAUUAAAUCAGCAACAAUCGACUUUUCAACAAAACGUAACAAGCGUGAUGAUUGGCUUAGCUAGCGGGGCGGAGGCGGCCAAUCAAGGUUUAGUCAGUCAAUUACCGGGUGGAUUACAGCCGGGGCAAGUAACCGCGUCUCCCGUAACCGGAACUAAAGAGUGGCACCAAUCGGUGACGGCGGAUCUUCGAAAUCACUUGGUGCACAAGUUGGUCCAGGCGAUAUUUCCGACGCCGGAUCCUCAGGCGCUGCUGGACAGGCGGAUGCACAAUCUGGUCGCUUAUGCCAGGAAGGUGGAGGGCGAUAUGUACGAGAUGGCCAAUUCGAGGUCGGAGUACUAUCAUUUGCUCGCCGAGAAGAUUUACAAGAUACAGAAGGAGUUGGAAGAGAAAAGACAGAAGCGGAAAGAGCAGCAGAUGCAACAGCAAAAGCAACAGCAGGGAAUCAUGCCUAAUGUACAGGGUGUCGUUAGGGCGCCGAUGGUGCAGCAGCAACAGGUGCUUCGUUCGGGAUCCCCAAGCCCAUUGCAGAACGCCAACCUGGGACUAAACAACCUAUCAUCGGGCCAGAUGUCUUUCCCAGUUUCGCAACCGAACCAAUCAGGUCAAACUUUACCCCAGCAACAACAACAACAACAGCAACCGAACCUGGUCGGCUUGCCCGGCCCCAGUCCGACAACGUCAAAUCCCGGUCUGUCUCCGUUCGGGAAUCCCCUGUCGCAAGGAAGCACUUCUUCCACGGCAAACCAGUUCCAGUCCAACGGACCAAUCAGUUUACCGCAAGUAUCGCCGGCGGGGAACCAACAGAACCAGUUCGAUUUGUUGAAAAACAACCGGGUUUCACCGUCACCGUCCAGUUUCGGACAGCAACAAACCCCUCAACCGCAGCAGACCAACCAAACGAACUCGUCGUGUCAACAAAACGGAACGCCGCGCUUAAGUAACGACUGCGUGCCCACACCUUUGACCACGCCUACGGCCACCACCGGACCGAAAUCCGUUAGUUCUUCGCGAGGCCCUUCGCCCGCCCCCGCGACUCCUGCAACCCCGACAAACUCGGCGGCCAGUUUAGGAAAAGGGAUGAGCAGUGCGGAGAGGGCCGCCCUGGCCGCCCCCAGGCAGUCUUCCGCCCUUUCCUCGCAAAUGGCCGCCCUACUGGCCGCCUCCGAAGAUAACGAGGACUCGCCGCCGCCCGCGCCCGUCGUCGAAGAGGAGGGCAAAGGGAAAUUGGACCGGAUUAAGCAGGAACCGAUGGAUAUCAAGCAGGAGAACGACGACGAUCAGAACGAGUCCGGCGGUAAGAAUAUUAACAACGACAAUAUGAAAAUGGAGAUCAAGUCGGAGAUUACGAUGAAUGAGGCCGCGGCUCGUGUGAAGGACGAGCCCCCCGGGGUAAAGGAAGAGUCUACCGAUAAUUCCAGCGACGUGAAACCGAGUAUGGACGGGGCAGCCGCGCCUGGACCUGACGGAAAGAAAAUUAAAGUAUUCAAACCGGACGAGUUACGACAGAAACUUAUGCCAACUUUGGAGAAACUAUAUAGACAGGAUCCUGAAAGUAUACCUUUCAGACAGCCAGUAGACCCGCAAACUCUCGGAAUACCCGACUAUCCCGAUAUUGUUAAGAAACCGAUGGAUUUAUCGACGAUUAAGAGAAAACUCGACAUAGGACAGUAUCAGGAUCCUUGGGAAUACGUAGACGAUGUGUGGCUAAUGUUCGACAACGCCUGGCUGUAUAAUAGAAAGACCAGUCGAGUUUAUAGGUAUUGUACGAAGUUGUCAGAAGUGUUUGAACAAGAAAUCGAUCCUGUUAUGCAGUCUAUGGGGUAUUGUUGCGGACGUAAAUAUACUUUUAAUCCUCAAGUGUUGUGUUGUUAUGGGAAGCAAUUGUGUACAAUUCCUAGAGAUGCUAAGUAUUAUAGUUACCAAAAUAGUUUGAAAGCAUACGGACUCGGCUCAGAUCGCUACACAUUCUGCCAAAGGUGUUUCAACGAUAUUCAAGGAGACACAGUUACAUUAGGCGAUGAUUCUACUCAAGCUCCAACGGCAAUAAAAAAAGACCAAUUUAAAGAAAUGAAAAACGACCACCUGGAAAUGGAGGAGUUCGUUUACUGCACGGACUGCGGCCGUAAACUGCACAAGAUCUGCGUGCUGUACCACGACGCGAUCUGGACCUCCGGUUUCACCUGCGACGAGUGUCUGAACACGAAAAAUCAAAAACGCCGCGACAACCGGUACACUGCCAAACGACUGCCGGCCACCAAUCUCGGCGUCUACAUCGAAAAUCGCGUGAACAUUUUCCUUAAGAAGAAGGAGGCGGGCGCGGGCGACGUGCACGUGCGCGUCGUCUCUAGCAGCGAUAAAACCGUCGAAGUUAAACCGGGAAUGCGCAGCCGGUUCGUCGAAACCGGCGAGUUGGCACCCGAGUUUCCCUAUAGGGCGAAAGCGCUGUUCGCGUUCGAAGAAGUCGACGGGGUGGACGUGUGUUUCUUCGGUAUGCACGUGCAAGAGUACGGGAGCGAGUGUCCCGCCCCUAAUACGCGACGCGUCUACAUCGCCUAUUUAGACUCUGUGCAUUUUUUCAAACCGAAACAGUUCAGGACCGCUGUGUAUCACGAGAUUCUUUUAGGGUAUUUAGAUUAUGUUAAACAAUUAGGGUACACGAUGGCGCACAUUUGGGCUUGUCCUCCCAGCGAGGGGGACGACUACAUCUUCCAUUGUCACCCGCUCGAUCAAAAGAUUCCUAAACCUAAGAGGCUACAAGACUGGUAUAAGAAAAUGCUCGACAAGGGUAUUAUUGAGAGGAUUAUUCUUGAUUACAAGGACAUCCUUAAGCAAGCUAUGGAGGACAACUUGCGUUCAGCAGCGGACCUUCCGUACUUUGAAGGCGACUUUUGGCCGAACAACUUGGAAGAGAGCAUAAAAGAAUUAGAUCAGGAGGAAGAAGAAAAAAGAAAACAAGCGGAAGCUGCUGAGGCCGCAAUAUUUUCAUCUAUGGAUGAGAGCGAAGUAGGACCCGACGGUAAUAAGAAGUGUCAGAAGAAGGCGAAAAAGAGCACAAAAUCCAAAGCAAACCAAAGAAAAAGCAACAAUAAAAAACUGAAUACUCCACAGACAGGGAACGAUUUGUCGACAAAGAUAUUCGCCACCAUGGACAAGCACAAGGACGUCUUUUUCGUUAUUAGGCUACAUUCAGUCCAGUCGGCGGCAAGUCUUAAGCCCAUACAAGAUCCAGACCCGUUCAUAAGUUGCGAUCUGAUGGACGGCCGCGACGCAUUUUUAACGUUAGCGCGGGAGAAACACUACGAAUUCUCGUCGUUGCGCCGCGCGAAAUACAGCACGAUGUCGAUGCUGUACGAGCUGCACAACCAGGGCCAGGACAAGUUCGUCUACACGUGCAACGAGUGCAAAUCCCACGUGGAGACCCGUUACCAUUGCAUUUCCUGCGAGGACUUCGACCUGUGCAUCCAGUGUUACGAGAAAGUCGGGCACAUGCACAAGAUGGAGAAACUCGGCCUUUUGGACGACGCCAGUUCGCCUAGUGAUAAUAACAAGACUAAUCCGCAAGAGGCUAGGAAAUUAUCGAUACAGCGGUGCAUUCAAUCGUUGGUGCACGCGUGUCAAUGCCGAGACGCAAACUGUCGACUGCCUAGCUGUAAGAAGAUGAGCAGAGUCGUGAACCAUACGAGGGCGUGCAAGAGAAAAACGAACGGAGGUUGCCCUAUUUGCAAACAGCUCAUCGCCCUUUGCUGUUACCAUGCCAAAAAUUGCCCAGAAACCAAGUGUCCGGUACCGUUCUGUCCGAACAUCAAAUACAAGCUCAAGCAACAACAGUUACAACAGCGUCUGCAGCAAGCGCAACUGUUGCGACGAAGAAUGGCGGUCAUGUCGAGGACCGCGCCCACCGGCAACGUCAUGCAGGGCGGUAACCAGGGCGGCGGCGUUUCGGUCGGGGGCGGACAGCAGGUGGUGCCGGCUGCAGUCAGUCCCGUAGCCGGCAUGAAUUCAGGUUUACCGAAUCCGUCAAUGGGUAUGCAGGGUGGUCAUCAGCCAGGUAUCGGACUCAAGCCCGGCACUCAAACGCCACCCGCGAACGUGCUGCAGGUCGUGAAACAAGUGCAAGAAGAAGCGGCCCGACAACAGGCCCCUCUCGUGGGCUACGGCAAAGGCGUUCCAGGUCAGGUACCUGGUCAAAAUAUGCCUCCACCACCUAUACGAGGGAUGCAUCUAGGUGGAAAUCAAGGAGGGAACCUGUUACCGAUGGACCAAUGGCAACAACGAUAUCCGGGUCCCGGGGGUAUCCGUCAACCGGGCGGACAGCCGAUGAACUCCGGGGCGGGUCAAAUGUCCGGUGUGCCGCCGAACGUGCAGGCAGGCGCCGGUGGACAACCUGUGGGACAAGUGCGCCCCGUUGGCGGUCCCGCGGUAGGCGGUGGAGCUGGUGGCGGACCGCUAGGCAACCCGGCGGCUGCCGCGGCCGCUGCCGGCAACAUGCUACAGAAGCAAGCGCUGCAGCAACUUAUGCAGACGCUCAGGUCGCCCCAGAGUCCGGAACAACAAGCGCAAAUCCUCUCGAUACUCAAAGCCAAUCCCCAACUGAUGGCCGCAUUUAUCAAACAGCGCCAGCAGGUGCAAGCGCAGCAGUUGCAGGCUAGCGGCGGCAAUCCACCGCAACAACUGCAACACAUGUUGACCCAACAAAAUGCCGCUCCCCAACAGCAACAACAUCAAAGAAUGGCGAUGCCUGGUGGAAUUUUGAACCAGGGUCAACCGGGCCUUAACCAAGUUCCCGGAGGUCCCGGUCAACCGUUGACUCAACAACAACAAUGGUACAAACACCAACAACUCCUAGCCAUGCAACGUCAGCAACAGGCGGCGCAACAACAACAACAGCAGCAACAACAACAACAGCAACAACAGGCGGGAUUCCAACAGCCAGGUGGUUACCAGCAGCAACAGCAGCGGUUGCCGGGACUGAGGCCGCCUCAUAUGGGUUACAAUAACGCGUUCGGUGACCAGCAGUACCCGCCGCAGAUGCAGGGCUUAAAACCGACGCCGCCCCAACAGCCCGUGCCCUCGCCUCAGGGCGGCGGAAUGAUGGGGCCGCCCCAAAGUCAAGGCAUCUCUGCGGUACAACAACAGCUGAUGCAGAGCGUCAGGAGUCCGCCGCCAAUUAGAAGUCCACAACCAAGCCCUUCGACGCGACCGUCUCCCUCUCCGAGGAACCAGGCGGUGGCGAGUCCCCGCGGGCCCCAACCCUCACCCCAUGAUCUCGCCUCAUCAGAAAUGCUUUUGGGGCAAAACCACUCCUCCCUGCACACGCAUCCGAGCCCCGCGGGCACCCCCAGCCAAGACGAACUCCCGGCCAUGACUCCCCAGGAUCAACUCAGUAAAUUCGUGGAACAACUUUAGUGGUGCCGGACCCUGUUGGCAUCUUCUUACCGGAAAUCAUCAGACGAAUGACGGUCCAAGGACGGUCAGGAUCAAACGAUGUGAUGUGAAACGUGACCGAGGGUGACUCGACUCGUCGCGAUACGACCCCACAACAAAACGCUGGUAUCUGGCUGGGUACGCGCGCCGCCAGAGGGCGCUAUAAACGGCGGUUUAAUGGAGACGUAAGACAAGACGCUGAGAAAAAUUGUAGAACGGCGGAGGAGGAAAUUCUGUUUCUGUUUUUUUUUUUAUUAUUUAGUGUUAUUAAUGCCUGCGCAAGUUGAUUUAAAAGAAAAUGUGUGACUUUUUCAGAUCUGGUAAAUCUUCUGGCCACAAGUAUGCGAUUGUCCGAGCGACGUGUCGGUUUUUCGUUUUGGAACUUUUUUGCAUGGAAAUUGCGAAAAUGUUUUUUUUUACAGUCACUUUUAAAUAUAAGCAAUAUGCACUGUUCGAGGAAAAUUCGCCGUAUAAGAUGUGAAAAAGUAAACGUUAUAUUUAUUUAAUAAUGUACAGUGUGGAUAGUAUUUUUAAUUAAAGGAACAGUCUCAGGUUUAUUAAUAAUAUAUUAAGCCAAAAACGGAAUCAAAUCAAAUAUUUACAUAGUAGCUUAUAAUUACUAUAUCUACAGAUUACGCCAUUUUUGGGGGAUUUAGUUUAUGUAUUUUAAACUAAGAAUUCUUUUAUAGCUAUUUUUUACCAAUAAAUAGUCCUAAAGAAUGUUAAUUUUCAGUUAUUCUGGCAACAUUGAACUUUCGAAUACAGUUUUCCAUGAAGUAUAAGGGUCUAUGAGCACCCAAUUAUAGGUAUUUUUCUUAUGAUUUAUAAGCAUUUUUAAUGAAAAAUAAAGGUUUAAAAUUGAAUCAUAAUUUAGAAAAAAAGGCGUUAAAACCUUUAAUAACUGGUGAAUCAGAUUCAAAAACCAACCUUCCAAAGAUAAUUCUGAUUAAUAAUAAUGUAUAUAAGUGGAAACAUAAGAUACAGCAUUUUUAUUAUGUAAUCAAAAUAUCCAAUUCAAGAAUUAUAGGUAACAAUCGAUAAUUAUUUAUGAUGUCUUACAACAAUAAGAAUUUUUUAUGUUUUAUUUUCAUGUUACUGGCCAAGUAUAAAAUACGCAUUAAAUAUGAAGAACACGAUAAUUGAAGAAUAAUUUUUUAACCUUUGCAGCUAGUGAGACAUCGGUCCAAUUAGUUUGACUGAUCUAUCCUGCAGUUAUUUGCCCCUUAAUCAUGAACUUUUUCCCGUAAAUCAGCUUUAUUAACACAAUUUCCACUUCCGAUUCAUAGUCUUAGUUCUUGUCACCAAUGCUCGAUAGGAUCUAAGUCUGGUGAUUGACUCGGCUAUAUCAUCUAAAGCACAGUAGUUUUCACGCUGAUUUUUUUUUGUGGAGGCUUAAUCAGGGUUAAACGUUUUAAGAGAACAUGAAUUCAAACUUUAAUGAACAUUCACAUUUACGGGUUAUUGGGUCUCCAUUUUUCAGCUGCACGGAUUUUCUCUACGCAAGAGCAUUUAUAGUGUUCCCCCCAAUGAAGGUCCACAAUAUGUGUUAAUUUCAAAUAAGUCACGCUAGUAUAUUUGAAAGCUUUAUGGCAGUUGGAGUUUGUUAUGUAUGUUAUAAUAAAAACUGCGUAUUGUCUUUCUGAUUUGCAAUUGUGUAGAUUUUGACAAAAGUAGAAAUAUAAACACCAUUUUCAUUUAAUUUUGAUGCUUUUACGGCACAAACUACUUAGUACCAUUAAAACUACUUAGUACCAUUGAUCUUUUGAAUCAUCAUUAUCCAUUAUCUGGUAUCGAAAUUUAUUUCUUGUCAUCAUUUUCAAACAGUUCAGCACUGGAGUUUUCCAGGAACGCGGUUUAUCUCCCUUUUAGUCUUCCAUAAAUAUCAGCUAUUUCACGUGAAACUUUUUCAAAGUUACGUAAUUUGACAGUAAUUUUACGUAUGUCUUAAAGACUUGCGUUUUAUAAUACUGACUACAAUAUAAAAGGAAUGAAACACUUUGCGGUUACGUCCCAAACAAAACAAUAAAGCGUAUCACGAGUUACUAAAGCAUUUAUGAAGAAUCAGUAACGAAAUUAUUAAUUGUUGCAUUUAGUUCUUGAAUUAUAUAUUUUUAUUUCAUACAACAAUUGCAUUCAAAAAUUUCUAUUCUUAUCUUCUGGCUUCGUCUCAUUUAUUGUAGUCAACGACCCACUCGGGUUUUUUCUUUAAUAAUCGUCACGUUCUUAUGCAUAUUGUAUCAUUUCCUUUUUUUUACUUGUGAUUCUUCUUAAAGGCUUUUUUGAUCUUCUUGGCUAAAUCUGGCAUCGGAUAAGAAUACACUCAUUGUAACGUGUGACUCAUUGCAACGUGUAACAAUGAGUGUCUUUUAUUCAAAAAAGUCCAGUACAUUUUCACAUUUUAUUCCUUUAAGUUUCUGAAAUAUAUGUCCUUGGACGUCUUUUCCCAAAAAUAAGAGACUGUAACAAGGAAUCUUUGGACCUUUCUCAACAAACCUACCGCAAAACACCAACAAGCAGUACUUUUUGGAUUUUAUCGUACUAUGCGCAUCUGUUAAUAAUUUUUGUGGCGAUUUAGGUAGACCGGGUUUUUAAACUACCUGAUCUCAUACAGUAUUAUGCCUUAACUCAUCCAAUUCUCAUCAGCAUACUUCUUUCAUGUUUUUUGAGAAAAGUUCAAAAAAAAAACUAUUAGAAGAAAUACCUCCAAAUAGAUGCGCACCAAGAACAGAGCUUCCUGGACUAUUUUUCUAUGAACUCGAGCAUGAAAUAAACUUCAGAUCCUGGUUUAUUCAGUAUCUUGGUAAUUCCUAAUUAAUUUUCUAUGUCACUUGAAAUUCUAUUUCUUAGGUAAUGUUCUAUUAGGUAAGUUCUAUUCUGGAAGAUUCUUAACAUUUUUCCAUAAAUUUAUGGAUUGUCGUAUCUGUCGUAGUAUGUGUUCAGAAUGUUUUUUUUUUUAUUUAGUGUCGCUUUUCCUGUCGCUUAUCAAUGAACUUUUAAUUUUAAAACUCCAGAAUGGACGAGCAAAUUUAAAAAGAAAAGUAUUUAUCACGUCUUUUUCUAAAAUACUUUCGGUUAAUUCUUGUAGUAGUUCAAGUAAGUUCUUCUAAAAAUUAUUUGACAUGUCUUAUAUUUCAGUGAAAUUUUAAAGCAAAUGAUAUAGUUAAAUUAUCAUAAUUUUAUAUCUAAAUCUGGAGAAUAGGGCGGAUGAGGAAGUAAUUCGUAACCUAAUUCAUGGAUGAAACUGCACAUGUGUGGACCCUUGCAUUGUCCUGGAGGAAAAAAACUUUUUUUUUUUGGCCAAAUGUGGUCUUUUUUCUUCCAGUUCCUCAUUGAAUCUAUUCAAUAAGUUGGUAUAAUAUUCUCCAUUGAUUAUUUUCCCCUUUUGAAGAUAGUCAAUGUGGAUUAUACCGCGUGCAUCCCAAAAAACGGUCGCCAUGACUUUAUUGGCUGAUUCACCCCGAGAAAUCCACUGUUUGGUCUCCGGCAUGUUGUGGUGGAUCCACGUUUCGUUCGCGGUGACGAAACGACACAAAAAUUCGUCCAUAUUGCGGUUGAAUAACGCCAAACACUCCUGGGAAAUUGUCACACGGUUGCGUUUGUGGUCGAUUGUGAGCAAACGCGGCGCCCAUCUUGCGGAAAGCCUUCUCAUACCCAAAUGAUCAUUCAAAAUUGAAACUACUGAACCAUGUGAGAUGCCUAUGGCUUCCACAAUCUCUCACACUUUCAAUCUCCGAUCGGCUAAAACCAUAUCGUGAAUUUUUUCGAUUGUUUUGGAUGUAGAGACCUCGACUGGGCGUCCAGAACGUUCGGCAUCUUCCGUGCUUGUACGGCUACAUCGAAAUUCAGUAAACCACUUCUUUACCAUGGAAAUGGAUGCUGCAGAGUCCCCAUAAUAUUUAUCAAGCUUAGCCUUGGCUUGAGUGAUGGGUUUUUUUCCGUAAAAAAUAAUGCUUAAUGAGCACACAAAAUUCGCUUUUUUUCCAUUUUCUUCUCAAAACGAGUGGUAGUCUGCUAUCAACAGCUGUCAAACACAAACUAAAUGCCGCAGCUUGUUCAAAUUUUGACAGGCGUCAACUGACAGUUCUCUGUUGACAGGAACAGAGUUGCCAUUUCCAUUAAAGGGCGGGAAAUUCAAAAAGUCACGGACUUAUUGACCCGCCCUCGUAUUUAUUGUUUUAAUUGUGAUUGUUGAGUAAUGGUAAUAAUAAUAUAGGAAUUUGAACUGUUCUUAAACAAACAACUGUACAUUAUACGCCGAAACGUUGGCAACUUAAAGAUUCAAAAGACUUUAAGUAUUAUAAUACGACUCCGAAACUUACAAAAUUAAAAUAAUUGAACUGGUCAGUCCGGAAAAUCGUUAAAGUGACAAUUUUAAGGUUUCUCUCCUAACUCGAGUCCGUGUGGUUUUUGACGAAUUGUAACAACUGGCAUAGUUUACAUUGACACAUGAUGAGUACCACAAGAAAAUCUUUAAAGUGAAUAAAAUAUCUCGAAUAUUUUGAAAUAUACAUUCCAAAGAAAAAGUAAUAGACUGUUAAUUAAGAACUAUUUCAUUUACCCAAAGUUGUCAAAGUAAACUGGCAAGUGCCUUGAGUUAAAAGAAAUAAAACACGAAGUUAGGGAAUUAGUUUAAAAUGCUGCAAUCCACACUGUACAUAGGUUAAAACGUUGUUUCUCAGUAGCAGUUUUUAGUGUACUUUAGUGGCUUUUAAUAAGAAGAUUUGAAAUUAAAUAUAGCGAAAAAUCACACAAGCCAUUAAUCAAUUUGUGUCUGGGAAUUCCUGUUAUUUUUUUUUUGUAAUUUUAUAAAAGAAAUCAUUAUAUUUUUCUUACUUUUA